GGCUGGGUUUGUGUCUCCUCACAGAAACCAACCAGGGAUCAGCAGCUGGUGACAGGACAUAAGCAGAGGUACUGCCUGCACAUUCAUGAUUCAAACACAGUCUCGCAUCAACGUUUCAUCGCAUCAGCAGAAGCUCUUCAUCUGACAGAUAAUCAAGCAACAUGGACAUAUCAACAGAAUGGACUCCUUCUUUAUGGUUGGACACCUUUAAUGAACUGCUGUAUGAUGACAAUGAGCUGGAUUAUGGAGACCGGUGGACUCUCAACUUUAACUACAGCCUGACAAGCAUGGUCACCAAUGAGGAGAGGAAGAGAGGCUGGAAGGUCUUCACUCAUUGUGCCUAUGGAAAUUUUCAAUGUGCAUCCUGCAAAAAGACCUGGGCUUCAGCACGUGUGACGUUGUUGUUCCGGUACCGGCUGCUGAGGGGCCAGGGGACAGUGAUCGUGCGUCCCUUUGGUCAGGCCUGUCGUAGCUGCAGAAGCAACAAGUUCAGUCUCCCUGGUUUUGACAAGAAAGAAGUGGAACAUGCCCUGCACAGACAGUUUUUCAAAAUUCGGAAAAACUGCUACAGGGAGGAGGACGACAAAGAUAAUGAAAGAUAUUCAUCAGAGUCUGAAGUGAAGACCAAACCCCACGAGAAGACCCUGUGUCAGGCAUGUCAAAUGGGCCUUUGCUGUCGGGAUGACGAGGAUGAUGACUAGUGUGUGUGUGUGUGUGUGUGUCAAAGUGAGGUGUUCAGAGAAACUCUAUUUGUUUACCGGUUCCUGGGGUAUUUUGGGGGAUAUUUUACCCAUUUUGCUCAUGAACUUUUCCUUCAAAUUUUAAAGUUUAUGCUCUUAAGAACAUGAUAUACAUUUAUUUAUGGUUUUUCAUUGUAUUUUGUGUCUACUAAUAAAGUCUUGAUUCUU
Archocentrus centrarchus (flier cichlid) is the source of this 908-nucleotide messenger RNA. RefSeq names its product receptor-transporting protein 3-like. Bases 162 to 701 code for a protein of 179 amino acids. The record is from RefSeq and is a predicted model, not a curated record. Gene Ontology annotation, molecular function: olfactory receptor binding. Gene Ontology annotation, biological process: protein targeting to membrane; protein insertion into membrane. NCBI's taxonomy places the organism in Eukaryota, Metazoa, Chordata, Actinopteri, Cichliformes, Cichlidae. The transcript is spliced from 4 exons.